Molecule: messenger RNA, 2875 nt
Organism: Nematostella vectensis (starlet sea anemone)
Lineage: Eukaryota; Metazoa; Cnidaria; Anthozoa; Actiniaria; Edwardsiidae
Product: RNA-splicing ligase RtcB homolog
Biological process (GO): tRNA splicing, via endonucleolytic cleavage and ligation
Cellular component (GO): tRNA-splicing ligase complex; nucleus
Molecular function (GO): RNA ligase (ATP) activity
Source: RefSeq, a predicted model, not a curated record
UUGCAUGUCCGUAAAUUUUCUCAAAGUCGCACACUGCGAGAGCACAGAGCGAGAGACAACAAGAGAAACUUCGCUGUCAUUUUCGCCUGCAAAAUGCCUCGCUCAUACAAGGAAGAAUGUAGCUUUUUGGAGCGAUUAUCUGACAGUGCGUUUCUUAUCAAGAAAGGUUUUGUUCCAAAUAUGAAGGUUGAGGGCAAAUUCUACAUCAACGAACAUCUAGAAAAACUCAUGUUUGAUGAGCUGAGACACUGGUGUGGGGCACAAGGAAUUGGUGGGUUUUUACCAGGGGUGAAACAGAUUGCUAAUGUGGCUGCUUUGCCAGGAAUUGUAGGGUACUCAGUGGGCCUUCCAGAUGUACACUCUGGCUAUGGAUUUGCUAUUGGUAACAUGGCAGCCUUUGAUAUGUCUCUUCCUGAAGCUGUAGUGUCUCCGGGUGGAGUGGGUUUUGAUAUAAACUGUGGAGUUCGAUUACUCAGGACAAAUCUGGAAGAAAAAGAUGUUCAACCAGUUAAAGAAAGGCUGGCUCAGUCCCUAUUUGACCACAUUCCUGUUGGAGUUGGUUCAAAAGGUGUCAUUCCUAUGGGAGCCAAGGACCUAGAAGAUGCUCUUGAGAUGGGUGUGGACUGGUCUCUCCGAGAAGGGUAUGCUUGGGCGGAAGACAAGGAACACUGUGAGGAAUAUGGCAGAAUGCUACAAGCUGACAGUGCUAAAGUCAGCGCUAAAGCAAAGAAGCGCGGCUUACCUCAGCUUGGAACACUGGGGGCAGGUAACCACUAUGCUGAGAUCCAAGUCGUUGAUGAGAUUUACAAUGAAUUUGCUGCUAAAAAGAUGGGAAUUGACCACAAAGGUCAGGUAUGUGUGAUGAUUCAUAGUGGAAGUCGUGGCCUUGGUCACCAAGUUGCUACAGAUGCACUUGUGGCGAUGGAAAAGGCGAUGAAAAGGGAUAAGAUUGAGGUUAAUGACAGGCAGCUGGCUUGUGCUCACAUCACUCCUGAGGGUCAAGAUUACCUAAAGGGUAUGGCAGGUGCUGCCAACUAUGCCUGGGUUAAUCGCUCCAGUAUGACUUUCCUCACAAGACAGGCUUUUGCCAAAGUGUUCAACAGCACUCCAGAUGACCUAGACAUGCACUUGAUCUAUGAUGUCUCACAUAACAUUGCUAAAGUUGAAGAGCACUUUCUUGAUGGACGGCAGAGACAGCUCCUCGUACAUAGGAAGGGAUCAACACGAGCCUUCCCUCCUCACCAUCCUCUUAUUCCUGUUGAUUAUCAGCUAACAGGGCAGCCUGUGUUAAUUGGUGGUACCAUGGGCACAUGUAGUUAUGUUCUGACUGGUACAGAGAAGGGAAUGACCGAAACGUUUGGAACGACAUGCCACGGAGCUGGUCGAGCAUUGUCAAGAGCCAAAUCACGACGAAACUUGGACUACCAGGACGUGCUGGAGAACCUCGCGCAGAAAGGCAUCUCGAUUAGGGUGGCUUCACCCAAACUCGUCAUGGAAGAGGCUCCAGAAUCAUAUAAAAAUGUCACAGAUGUCGUCGAUACUUGUCAUUCUGCCGGAAUCAGUAAGAAAGCCAUCAAGCUGAGGCCUAUUGCUGUCAUCAAAGGUUAAUUGGUUUUAUAUUAACAACAAGGAACUAACCAAAGCUGGAAGGAAAACCUUACCCUGGGUUCAAGAGGCUGAUUAUCCGCUUUACCCCAUGCUAGGGGGCGGGAAACUCUCUCUUCGUUCGAAAAAUUCUAUCUUCGCUCUCGGGGUCUCUGGUUUCCAGGGUACGAAAACCUCGAACGAUCGGACAGAAAAAGGUACCUUGGGUAUUAGAGUCUUCACUAGGGUCGCCGUGUCACAAGCGACAACUGCAAUUUCACAAAACCGAGAGCUGUAACUUAACAAAACCGAAACUUCACCGAUUUGAGGAUUAUGUCACAAGCCAAGAACUGUAACGUCACAAAACGGAGAACUGGAACGUCACAAAACGGAGAACUGGGACGUCACAAAACAAUAAUUAUAACGUCAAAACGAGAACUACAACGUCACAAAACGGAGAACUGUAACGUCACAAAACUGAGAACUGGGACGUCACAAAACAAUAAUUAUAACGUCAAAACGAGAACUACAACGUCACAAAACGAGAACUGGAACGUCACAAAACAAGAAUUAUAACGUCAAAACGAGAACUAUAACGUCACAAAACAAGAGCCAUAACGUCACAAAACGGAGAACUGCAACGUCACAAAACGAGAACUGUAACGUCACAAAGCUGAGAACGCGACGUCACAAAACGAGAACUAUAACGUCACAAAAGAAGAACUAUAACGUCACAAAACGAGAAUUAUAACGUCAAAACGAGAACUAUAACGUCACAAAACAAGAGCCAUAACGUCAAAAAAAAAGAACUGCAACGUCACAAAACGAGAACUGUAACGUCACAAAGCUGAGAACGCGACGUCACAAAACGAGAGCUGUGACGUCACAAAACCGAGAACUGAAACGUCAAAAAACCGACGUUUCAAAAAAAAAAACUGUAACGUCACGAAACUAGUAACGUUACAAAAAUGAGAACUAUGACGUCACAAAACCAAGAACUAUAGCUUUACGAAGCGAGAACUGGAGGCUCAGUAGCCUAGUUCCUUGCUCGUAGAUGAGCCUAGGGGAUGCUGGGAUCCUUGUAACAUUGCAUUUCUGAACCACCACAGGAAACCCGAUUAAAACUCUCAGCAAUAGGCUAGAGGCUCGGUUACUCUGGGUAAUGAAAAGACGGUAUAUUGACAAUGUUCUGGGUAAGCACUAGAAUGAACAGAGUUUGCAUAACCAAAAAUGUUCAAUAAAAAUCUAAUUACAAUUACAUAGAAAACUAAAAAAAAGGAUCAGUAACACG